This is a messenger RNA of Saccharomyces kudriavzevii IFO 1802, 1563 nucleotides long. It is a transcript of the gene FAR8, whose product is annotated as Far8p. The coding region runs from base 1 to 1563 and encodes 520 amino acids. The record is from RefSeq and is a predicted model, not a curated record. NCBI's taxonomy places the organism in Eukaryota, Fungi, Ascomycota, Saccharomycetes, Saccharomycetales, Saccharomycetaceae. The transcript has a single exon.
AUGGCAAUUAAUCAGACACAUGUUCAUCCGCACUACACAUUGCCUGGCGUAAUGCACUACUUGCAAACGGAGUUCACUAAGAAUGAAAGAGAUAGAAUUACUUGGGAGCUGGAAAGGUCGGAAAUGAAGGCAAGAAUUGCUGAACUGGAGGGUGAAAAUAGGGACCUGAAGCGCCAAUUGAAUCAAGUACAGUCGAAAGCGGCUUCUGCUGAAAGUGGAAGAGAAGAAAAACCUGUAUCUGAGUCAUUACUGAAAUCUAAAUUGGCUGUCCAAGAAAAUGUUAAGGAAAUCAUCUAUUUGCUAAAAAGCCCCAAUGUAAUCAAUCAAUUGGACUCACUAAAUAGCAAAGAUGCUGGUACUCAUUUGCAUGAUUUGGAGAAACUGAACGUAAAUACACCCAAGGAGGGCAGCUCUAAAACAAAUGGAAUGGAUGUUUUGAAUAAUGCUCUCUUGGAUGUCAAACCCAAGCAAGAUUUUUCAAGAGGAUCAUCUCCCACCAAAGUCAAGUCGUUGUUUAGCACCGCUAAUAGGCGUGAAAUUAUCGAAGCAGAAUCGAAAAUUCACUCGGAUUUGCCAAAAAUCGAUAUCAUCAGCUGCUACGGUGACCAUAUGGCACUCUAUGAUGCAGAUACCAAAUCAUUGGAGAUUCACCAAGUGGAUACCGGCCUGAAUUCCAAAUCUGUAAAGAAAAUGAUUUUAAAGCAAGAUAGUCAGAUUGCAAAAUUUUUUUGGGUCUCAUCUUCCGAGUUCUUUGUUAUCGACGAGAGUUUUCACUUGAAAUUAUUCUCUAUCUCCAACGCAUGCUUGAUUUCGGAUUUGAAUCUUUUCCAAGACACUGAACAAUCAUUUUCGUAUGAUAACAUCAUUAAUAUAGAUUUCAAAAAUAAAUGGUUGUUGAUAGUCGCUAGAAAUAAACCGCAAAUUAAAAUUUGGGAACUAGAUAAUAUAGACAUUGCUGGAAACGUCCCAAUUACCAUAAAGAAGACAUACGUCAUAGCACACGAUAUUAAUGAUAGUGACGAAGGCAAUACCACCGAUAUCCUAGAUUGUAUAUUGGGCAUAACAGAGAAAUCUUUAAUACUACUUUCUUCAAACCCAUAUCAACUAAUUAUGUACGAUUUCGAAGGUAAACUUCUACAAAAUAUUGAUUUGAAUAUCGAUACGGUAUUAUCAGGUAAGCCGGAUGAAGAAAAUUACCAUUUAUUUUUGGAUAAGAGAACUUCUAAACUAUUAAUUCAACUAAGCAACGAAAGAUUGUUGGUUUAUUCUUUUGAUCAGAAACAAAUAAUAUCGAAAGAACAGCUAACUCCAUCAUCAACGUUUCCAGUACAACUAAAUUUGAAUGAAAGCAUAAUUUCGAUAUCGUAUAGUAACGGAGGUUUCGAAUUUAAGAAUUUAGAAAACCUGAAGCCAUUGAUCGACGAAUUUUUCAUAGCAAACAUCAAUUCCGCAGAAAAGGAAGGACCUGUGAUAUUUUCUUCAAAUCUGAUUGUAGAUUCCAAACCAGUGCUAGUCACCGUGAAUAAAAAUAAUGAAAUUCUCUUGCACAAGAUUAAAAUAUAA